AUGGAAUGUAAACUUGGAAGGUAAUUCUAGAAUAUUUUGAUCAUAAGAUUCAGAUGGCAACUUAAUUCAGGAAUAAUCAAAUGUAUUUAUUUUAUUCUAUAAUUUUUAAGUACAUCUAUUUCUUUAAGAUGACAUGGACAUCCUUUAGGAUAAUUAUCAUCAAAACUAUGAUAUUUAGAAUAACCAUGAGGAGGAGCUUGAGUUAAUAAAAUUACAAACUUCUAAGAAUUUUUAUUAGACCAAGAUAAUCUAGUUUAUUCAUUCAAGCCAUCAAGAACAGCAUUUGGAUAAUCUGAUAUAGCAGUAGCUUUCUUAGGUUUAACAUCUCUAAGUUUUUAAAGCGAAAUAUCAGAAUCAAUAAAAUCACUUAAAAUUAAUGUAGGAGAUGAUAUUUCUUUAUGAGGAUGAUGAUCAUGAUAUAAAAUUAAAGCAAAUUAUAUUUUACCUAAACCAAAUCCAUCUUUGA
Molecule: messenger RNA, 466 nt
Organism: Paramecium sonneborni
Lineage: Eukaryota; Ciliophora; Oligohymenophorea; Peniculida; Parameciidae
Source: the annotation of a GenBank genome assembly